AGACCUUUGAAACAUCUGUAAACUUGUACCAGACUACACGAUGCAACAACCCAUAAUACAGCUACCUUCGCUUUCAUAGUGAACUAUACGGUGUCACAACCCAGGAUACUACAAUCCCUGCGGGAAGGGAAUGACAUAUCUGAAUUAUAUUUAAUCAAUGAUGGCAGUACGAAUUGGCGGGGAAAUGGGAAUUUUGUGUUUUGCAGAUGUUUGUCUUACCUGAAGUGAUUUGUUUGUAAUAUUUAAAUAGUGAUAAAUGUACACCUUUGGGCGACUGUCGAAGUGAGUAUAUUUACUAACAAUUUUAAACAGGAAAUUUUGAUAAUGGAGUAUUCUGGAAGAAGAAAGUUUAUUUCAUCCAUUCAUUCUGUACAAACUGGUAGUCUUGUGGAAUUGUAUCCUAAUGACUUACAGCUGUACAAGAUUCCACCCUCUUCAAGUAUUUCACUUGCGGAAUUUGAAGAUCUAGCACAAGAGAGAUUGAAAAUAUUGAGAACAAUUGAUAAUAUCAAUUUAAGAGGGUUGAAUAAAUAUUCUGUGGAGUGGAAAGGAGCAUUGACUGCAGAAUUAAAAAAGUUGGGAUUGAAAAGCUUUGCAAAAUUGAUAAAUGGAACUGGUUGUGGCCAGACAGAAUCAGACUUGCAGAUCAGAAAGCGAGACCAUGUAUCACAUUUUAUCUUGCGUCUUGCAUACUCUGGAUCUGAGGAGUUGAGACGGUGGUUUCUUUCAAGAGAACAAGAUUUGUUCCGAACACGGUUUACCUCUCUUAGUGCUGAGGGAAUACAGCGAUUCAUGCAAGUCAAUAAUUUAAAAUAUGAACCAAUCUCGGAGGCUGUAAAGGCCCAGUUAAGACAGUGUUUAUUUGAAUCUUCAUUUGCAAUGCUAUCAAUGGCCAGUGUAGAUGCUCAUGAAUUCUACCGUGUUCCUUAUACCGAUGUGCAGGACCUGGUACGAUCUCGAAAAGUUUACUUGUGUGGUGGCUUUGCAUAUGUUCCAUGCACUGACCUGAUAUCUAUACUGUCAACAGUCUUUAGGAUUAAUUUGGCUCAUGGUAUGGCAGUGACGGCUCGUAUGCUCCCCUCUUUGGAAGGCGAUGAGCGUGUAUUUCGAUUGUUGAAGAACCUGCACCAGAGUUACACCGGUGAAGAAUAUUCUAGUCUCAAGAACAGCAAUGUUGGCAGCAUACAGUUGGACCAAGUUGAUCUACUUUCUCUCCAUUCCUUUCCUCCGUGCAUGCGGAAACUACGUGAGCAUCUGCGUUCCAAUCACCAUAUGCGUCACGGUGGCCGAAUGCAGUUUGGUCUGUUCCUGAAAGGUAUAGGACUUUCUCUGGAAGAUGCAUUGCAGUUCUGGAGGGACGGAUUCUCUGAGAAAACUGACGCAGGCAAAUUUGAGAAGAAUUAUGCGUAUAACAUCCGGCAUAACUACGGUAAAGAGGGAAAACGUGUGAACUACACCCCAUACAGCUGCUUGAAGAUCAUAAUGUCAUCUGUGGGACCCGACGAUGCUCACGGCUGCCCAUUUAGGCACAGUGACUUGUCACAUCUGAAACAACAGUUACUUGCAUGGAAUGUUCCAGUUGCUGGAAUAAAUGAAGUGGCAGAACUUGUUAGCCAGGGCCAUUACCAGCUAGCAUGUGCCAAGUAUUUCCAGCUUUCACAUGGUGCACAGUGUGAUGAAGGGAUUAUUCAUCCAAACCAAUACUUUGUGCAGAGUCAGAAUGUGUUGCGCGCCAAACGAGGCAUUGGAGAAGCUGAGACUGGCGCAGCGGUCGAAAAUAAGAAUACUGCGGCUGGGAUGGAUGACGUUUGGGGUGAUGACUUGGAUCUGGAGGCAAUCGCAGUUGACAUGCACGAGGUUAAUGCAGUGCCGAAGAAUGUAUCGAGGACAAUCAGACGCAGGGGCGUGUCUGAAGGAAUGAGAGGGCUGUCGUGUGCGGAUGGAAGUGUUUUUGCAGCAGACAGGCGAGGACGCCCGUCCGCAUCCACAAACAAACAACCUGGAGCGUGGUCAAGGAAUGGUUCUUGGGCUUUGAUGUUGCUCGCCAUUGGUGCAAACCUCGUGCAUUAACCAUCUUUACGCCACAGUCAGUCGGUAGAAAUGAACCGCACUCGUAGCGGCCUGAUUCAAGCAGAAAGAUUAAAACUUACUCGGGAUUAAACCGGACGAUUGCAAUUUGUGUGAUGUA
Molecule: messenger RNA, 2188 nt
Organism: Zootermopsis nevadensis
Lineage: Eukaryota; Metazoa; Arthropoda; Insecta; Blattodea; Termopsidae
Product: DNA primase large subunit
Biological process (GO): DNA replication initiation; DNA replication, synthesis of primer
Cellular component (GO): alpha DNA polymerase:primase complex
Source: RefSeq, a predicted model, not a curated record